Messenger RNA from Mercenaria mercenaria, 1928 nucleotides. RefSeq lists its product as uncharacterized. Gene Ontology annotation, molecular function: cysteine-type deubiquitinase activity; protein binding. Gene Ontology annotation, biological process: protein homooligomerization. Bases 164 to 1792 code for a protein of 542 amino acids. NCBI's taxonomy places the organism in Eukaryota, Metazoa, Mollusca, Bivalvia, Venerida, Veneridae. The record is from RefSeq and is a predicted model, not a curated record. The transcript has 4 exons.
AAGUCGGGUAUUACCUGUUGCAAUGUUUACAAGGAGAAAGCGGCGUGAUGUAAUCAGCGCAAGACGGCCAGGUAUAAAAGUGGAUCGCACGUGCCGGAUGUAAACAAAAGACAGGUUGUUCGGAAAAUUGUAAGGAUCAUUUGAAAUAUAAAAGAUAGGAAAUAUGCCAAGUAACAAAUCUACGGUUUCAAGCGAUGUUUCAUCACUCACUUUGAGCCAGUCGCCACCGAAAGGCGGAUGUUUACCACAAACGUCGGGCGUACAUAGGCUCUCUAGUGCAAGCAAGAUGGCGUCGAACCUCGGAACUGCAACUCCUGACCCUCUCACUCAGAGGGCUGUUCUGGAGGGCUUGUUCGAGCGGCGCCUGGUGGAAGGCGAGUUUUGGUACGUAGUGGUGGCCGAAUGGCUGGAACAACUAAAGAAGUAUCUCGGCGUUCCGAAUGCAAGAAAAAUGUACCACCAACGUGUACAUCCGGGACCUAUUAUAUCACGCAGGGACUACGCGCAUACGGUGGAGAUGGUUCAUGAAGAUGCGUGGAAGUUGUUAUUGCAGUGGUAUGGAAUAGCGGAGGGACAUAAGUCACUAAAGCUCGUUGUGUACAACUAUUCGCGUGCACCGGAAAUAGAACAUAAUCUGAAUAACUGUAAGCUGAUGAUGACAAAAUCUGCUGUUGAGGACUUUCAUAACUUAAAAUUCAGCAAAAUGGAAAAAGUUGGACACAUAGAAUGGAAACUGCGUCAGUUAUAUAACAUUGGAAUUACAACUAAAUCUCGCCUAUGGGCAAAACCCGACACAGACGGAAGUUGGCGUCCGUUGCUUGUCCGAGAUAAGGCGAUUGGAAAAGUAUUGAAUAUUGAUUCGGACUUCAUCAGGCCGUUUUUCGCUCUUGAGGCUUUAGACCCAAGUGGGCAGUGGAAAAAUGCACCGGAAGGCGCAAAAGAAACACAAGAUGUCCCGAUAGGCGUACUAUACGAUCAUGACAUAUUUGAGGACGUAACAAGUACAUGGGAGCUGGAUAUACACGAUCAAAUUGAUCACAUCGGAAGAGAUUUUAUUGACAGACUUCACAUCAACUUUGGAAGUUUUGUACAGAAAGCGAAAGACUAUGUGGAGGAAAGAGACGCCAUUCUGCGUGAACGUGAACGAAAGGUAUCCAGUAAGGAAGCUCACCUUGAUAACGUAAGAGAUGAACUCGAAGAUCAAAGAGACCAUCUGGAACUUGAGGUCGAGGCGUACACAAGACGGAGGCUCACGUACGAACAGAAAGAAAUACAGCUAGAUCAGGAGUAUGAUCAGAAGAAAACAGAGCUCGAGGAACAGGCAAAAAGGCGUAAAGAAGAGUUAGACAAAGAGUUUGCUAACUUUCAAAAAGCUAAAGACACUUUCGACUCCGAACUAAAACGUAUGUCCGAGGUUUACAAAAUACAGGAAAACAGAAUUAAACUCGAUAUUGGCGGUCAACAGUUCACCACUUCUCUCCUUACGCUAAUGAAAGAUCCGAAUUCGAUGUUCGCCGCCAUGUUUAGUGGACGUCACAAGUUACGUCAGGAGAGUGACGGAAGUUACUUUAUAGAUCGUGACGGCGCACAUUUUCGCUACAUUCUUAACUACCUAAGAGACGGGUGUUUAAAAGAAGGGACGUUGCCUAGCAACGAUGUUUUAUGGGGCGAGCUUUUAAACGAGGCAGAGUAUUACCAACUUAGCGGACUUGUGGACUAUUUGAGAUCACUGAUGAAUAGAAGUGGAAACGUUUCAAGAUCAAGCAGCAAUCUAAGUGUUGAGGACACAUGAUUUAUAUUCACUAACCGAGUUGUUAGCAUUUGAAGCAUUAAAUAUUUAUUUGUUAAUUGUUAGCAAAAAAACAUGUACUAAAAUAUGUUAACACAGGCAUAAGCUUUCCGGAAAAUUAAAUAGUUUCAUAGGUAAA